UGACGAGAACCAGCGACAAUUUAGCAGACGAGAAAAACAUGGCCGACAUGGCAGACAGUGCGAGCGCAAGCGAGAUCGAAAGCGACACGGACAGCAUAAAGAUGUCCAUUCCCACUCGCAAAGAGGAGCUGCUGAACAGAAUCGCCUCCUUGGAGCAGGAGAACAAGGUGUUGAAGAUUGAAUUGGAAACCUACAAGAUGCGCUGCAAGUCCCUUCAAGGGGAAAAUCGCGAUCUGAAGCGAGCGAGUGUGAAUAUUCAAGCGCAAGCAGAGCAAGAAGAGGAAUACAUCAGCAACACGCUCCUCAAGAAGAUCCAGGCCCUGAAGAAGGAGAAGGAGAAGCUAGCUGUCAACUAUGAGCAAGAGGAAGAGUUCCUGACUAACGACCUGUCCAGGAAACUUGUCCAGCUUCGACAGGAGAAGCAUCAGUUGGAGAGGACGCUAGAGCAGGAGCAAGAAUACCAAGUCAACAAGCUGAUGAGGAAGAUUGAGAGACUGGAGAAUGACACCGUCUCAAAACAGAAGAAACUAGAAGAGUUGAGAAGAGAGAAAGUGGACCUUGAGAAUUGUCUUGAGCAGGAGCAAGAAGCACUAGUCAACAGACUCUGGAAGAGGAUGGAUCGUCUUGAAGCAGAGAAGAGAAUGCUUCAGGAAAAGUUGGAUGAGCCUGUCUCGGCCCCGGCCUCACCCAGAGAAAUCAAGAACGGUAACACCACCGAUAACCUGAGCGUUUACGUCGACCAGCUACGCAACGAAGUCCGCAAACUCAAAGGCCAGCUGAUGUCCUCACAAAUUGAACAUGAAGAAAAGAUGGCCCACUUGGUGCAGGAGGAGCGUGAGUUCAAGGAGGAGAACCUCCGCCUGCAACGCAAGCUUCUCCUGGAGCAGGAGAGGAGGGAAGCCCUGAGCAGACACCUGUCGGAGAGCGAGUCCAGCCUGGAGAUGGACGACGAGAGACAGUUCAACGAGAUGGCCGUCCACGGGAUCGGGAACCUGCGACCUCGGACCAUCUCCAGCCCCAUCCCGUACUCGCCUAACCCUAGUAAUAGACCCAUAUCACCAGCGAUGCACACUGCUUUCUCUCCGUCAUCACCAGCCAGCCGGAGUACGCCCUUUGCAGUGGGGCCCACCAGCCACCCCUCCCCCAUCAGUCCGUACGGAACGUCCCCACCGGUUGGGCCAAGCCACCUAGUUCAUAUGGGCUCCACACCUCCUUCACAGGGUCAGAGGCACCGGGUUGCCGUAGCGACGGCAGGCAGCAGCUCCGGAAGCCACAACCCUGAAAAGUUCAUCAAGCCCACGGCUCCGACCUCGUAGGGAUUCGAACCUCUCCCGUACGAGACAGACAAGAUGCAGGAAAGACGUUGAAGGAGGACUGAUCUCAGCCCAUCCCUUCGAGAAUCUUGAAGAUGGUCAGUUGACAUUCAAAUAGUACCAAGAGGAAGGAAUAUGGUCCUAGAUUAAACAAUUAAAGAUUGUCGAAGAUGCUGAAAGACAUCUUGAGUAGACAGGCUACUUGACAAGUCCGAGCCUUAGCUUUGCACGGGUUGGUUUACCGCAAACCAAUAAUGAUGAAAAAAAGAAAAAUGUGGAAUUACUGUAGUUUGAAGAAUGCAUGCCAAAAUCCUGAUUUGAUACGCAUGAAAAAAAAAAAAGUUUGUGAAAUUUAAAUCGCAAUCAGUGUUGUUUUUCUUACGGCUAUGAAAGAAAAUUGCAGUUGUCUAUAUAACAAAAUGUACAACGCGUUGCUAUUAAACUGUAAUGAAGAACAUAUUUGUAACUUGGACAUUCUGUACAUAUGCCCUCUCACAAAUUGGCUCUCUGUAAAACAUUUUCAAUGUGCCUUGCGAACCUGCCAAUUUUUACAGACUUGCGUCAAAACAUGAACUGAAAACGGUCCACAAAAGAAAAACUGUACCUGCCAAAGAAUUGUGGGAGCUGAUGCAUUUGAAAAAAAAACAUCUGAAUGUGAACGAAGCACCGCUAAAAAAAAUGCAAAUUUUGAUAUUUUUUUGCAAGAGUGUUGAAAUAUUUUUGCAUAUAAAACUUAUAAAGUCUUUGGACUUUACAAUGCAGAUUCAUUUUUUUUUGCUAGUUGUGAAAAAAGUGUGGCAGAUCUGCAUUUGUCUGCAAUUGAUGUUUUGUAAAAAGUUUGGUUCAUUUUGUUGGUAGGUGUAAAACCAGAGGCCAUUUUUAGAAAAACACCCUGGCGGGGGAGAAAAAAAAUUGGACUCACAAAAUUCUGAUGUUUGGCUUUAGUAAAAAAUAUAUUAUCUGUGAAAUGCCUUUUCUUAAAUUGGUAAUCAUUACAUAACAGUAUCCAUUGAAAGAAAACUUACCAUAAUGCAUGUUUGACUAUAAGAGAACUCAUGAAUACAAGCCAUCAUAAAAGAAUUAUCAGUUUCUUGUACAAGUACGAUUCAAUAUUUCAGAAAUUAUCGCCUUGUGAAUUUAGAGUUGAUGUGGACAAUUAUCUUUAAUUCACAUUGCACAUACAUGUUAAGUCGAAAACCUGUUGAGAAAAGUUUGAAAGUGGCCCUGGUUGCGUUGAAUAUUGUGGAGUAUAUAGAUAUUUAAGAAAAAAAAAUAUUGUAAAUAUUUAAUGAUAAAAAAAAUUAUAUGAUUCUGUUCUGUUGAUAAAUGUAUGUUUUUAUUAUGAUUUAUGUGAGAAGGGGGAGUGUACAAGUCGAAAGCUUUGUUCUGUUAAAACAGAUUUGUUAAAAAAAUCUUUUAAAAUAGUCAAGUAUUUAAAAAAGGCCAAUUACUGUAUUGCA
Messenger RNA from Patiria miniata (bat star), 2773 nucleotides. RefSeq names its product coiled-coil domain-containing protein 6-like (gene ccdc6). NCBI's taxonomy places the organism in Eukaryota, Metazoa, Echinodermata, Asteroidea, Valvatida, Asterinidae. The transcript has 9 exons. The coding region runs from base 39 to 1316 and encodes 425 amino acids. The record is from RefSeq and is a predicted model, not a curated record.